AUGUACGUACAUAUAUGAGAGAGAAACACACCGAUAGCCGCAAGAAUCACAAGAGUACAUCGCAAUUUUUACGUGCUUCAUCUCGAAUCUCUCUUACCUAAAUUUAUCAUCAGUUUCCCUUCCCUUCGUUCAUAAAAAUCCCUAAAUUGAUCAAUCAGUUUUUCUACUUUUGUUGCAGAAGGUUUUGAUUUUUUUGGAAUUUGUUUAGAUAAGGUGGAGGAACAGGUUAACUCGAAAGAUCUGACAGCCGAUCGACUCGUAAAAUUAGGUUUUCCUGUGCCGAAUGUGCGGAUUGAUCAAGCAUUUCUCGCCGAUCGACUUGAUUUUGCGGUUCCUGAGUUAAUCAGAGGCUUGAAGGUGCUGCUUAGGGGAAAUGAGCUGGAUAUAAUUUGCAUGGGUGACGAUGCCACAACUUCGUAGUGGAGCACGUAGAUCAAAACGGAUUGGAGAUAUUCAACCUGUUGAUCAAGCUGAAGACAUUGUUGCUCCCAUUCAAAACAGAACAAGAAGAAAAACUGGUGGUGGAAGAGGAAGAGGUGGAAAUGCUGCAGGUGUAGCAAAAGGGCCUUCAGCAGCAAUCCCUGUUGUGAGGCCAACUGGUAGAGGCAGAGGCAUUAGGUUAAUUGAUUUAGACCCUGAGCCACAUUGUGAGAUUCUUCCUAAUCAUAACAAAGCUGCUGCUGGUGUUGGUGUUGGUGUUAGAGCUGUAGAACCUGGUGUUGCAGAUAAAGAUAUGGAGGGUGGAAGUGCUGAUAAAAUAAUGGGAGUUGAAGAAGAAGGAAAUGCAACUCCUGUUCCUGAAAGAGUACAGGUGGGAAAUUCUCCUAUGUAUAAGACUGAAAGGAAGCUGGGAAAGGGUGGUUUUGGUCAGGUUUAUGUUGGUAGAAGGGUGACAGGUGGCAGUGGUAGAACAGGUCCAGAUGCAGUUGAAGUAGCAUUGAAGUUUGAGCAUCGUAAUAGUAAAGGUUGCAACUAUGGUCCUCCUUAUGAGUGGCAAGUGUACAGCACAUUGAAUGGAUGUUAUGGGAUUCCAUGGGUUCACUACAAGGGUCGGCAAGGUGACUUUUACAUUCUGGUCAUGGACAUGCUUGGACCAAGUCUUUGGGAUGUUUGGAAUUCUUUAGGCCAAUCAAUGUCACCAAGUAUGGCAGCUUGCAUUGCUGUUGAGGCAAUAUCAAUUCUUGAAAAGCUUCAUGCAAAGGGGUUUGUUCAUGGAGAUGUGAAACCUGAAAACUUUCUACUUGGUCAACCUGGAUCAGUUGAUGAAAAGAAGCUAUAUCUUAUCGAUCUUGGCUUGGCUUCGAAAUGGAAAGAUUCAUCAUCUAAUCAGCACGUUGAAUACGAUCAACGACCUGAUAUUUUCAGGGGAACAAUAAGAUACGCGAGUGUACAUGCACAUUUAGGUCGUACAGGUAGUAGAAGAGAUGACCUAGAGUCACUUGCAUACACAUUAAUAUUUCUCAUAAAAGGAAGGUUACCAUGGCAAGGAUACCAGGGAGACAACAAAAGUUUCCUUGUCUGCAAGAAGAAAAUGGCGACUUCACCUGAGCUCAUGUGCUGUUUUUGUCCUGCACCUUUCAAACAAUUCCUUGAAGCAGUUACAAUUAUGAAAUUUGAUGAGGAACCAAAUUAUGCUAAAAUGAUAUCUUUCUUUGACACUCUUAUCGAACCAGUUACAUCAUUAAGACCAAUCAGAAUUGAUGGGGCCCUCAAGGUGGGACAAAAGCGAGGUAGAUUGCUUAUAAAUUUAGAAGAAGAUGAACAACCAAAAAAGAAAGUAAGAUUAGGUAGUCCUGCUACACAAUGGAUAUCAGUUUACAAUGCACGUCGCCCCAUGAAACAAAGAUAUCAUUACAAUGUUGCGGAUACAAGGCUUCGUCAGCAUGUAGAAAAGGGAAAUGAAGAUGGUUUAUACAUAAGCUGUGUGGCUUCAGCUUCAAAUCUUUGGGCCCUAAUUAUGGAUGCAGGAACUGGUUUCUGUUCUCAAGUUUAUGAAUUAUCAUCCGUCUUUCUUCACAAGGAUUGGAUAAUGGAACAGUGGGAAAAGAAUUUUUAUAUCAGCUCCAUUGCUGGUGCUGCAAAUGGAAGCUCUUUGGUUGUUAUGUCUAAAGGGACACCUUACACACAGCAGUCGUAUAAAGUGAGCGAGUCGUUUCCAUUCAAGUGGAUAAGCAAAAAAUGGAAAGAAGGUUUUCACGUGACUUCCAUGACGACAGCUGGCAAUCGGUGGGGUGUUGUGAUGUCAAGAAACUCUGGAUACUCCGAACAGGUGGUGGAGCUUGAUUUUCUGUACCCGAGUGAAGGAAUACACAGGAGAUGGGAGAGUGGGUACAGGAUAACAUCUAUGGCUGCUACAGCAGAUCAAGCUGCUUUUAUACUCAGCAUUCCAAGACGCAAAAUGAUGGAUGAGACUCAAGAAACUUUAAGAACAUCUACAUUUCCAAGCACUCAUGUUAAGGAGAAAUGGUCAAAGAAUCUUUACAUUGCAUCAAUAUGUUAUGGGCGAACGGUUUGCUGAUUUUGAUGUUGGAAGUGGAAGUGCAGGUGAUUUUGGAAUUGAAAUGAAUAUUUUGUGGGUUGUUUUUGUUAUAUGAUGAAUGAGUAGGAAAGGACAAAGUGGAAAUGUAAAUCUGGGAAAUGGAAAGAGAACACGGAUAUUUUGAAAGGAAAAGAAAACAUAGAAGAAGCAAGAGAAAACAUAUGCGUUUUUUUAAACCCCAUCCGUAACAUAUGUGGUUUGUGGUAGAGUUAAGUAUUGUACUCCUUAAGAUUUAUGCAAAUGGGAAAAUCCAAAUCCCCCGGGUAUUUAUCA
Lactuca sativa (garden lettuce) is the source of this 2812-nucleotide messenger RNA. RefSeq names its product casein kinase 1-like protein HD16. Gene Ontology annotation, biological process: protein phosphorylation. Gene Ontology annotation, molecular function: ATP binding; protein kinase activity. The record is from RefSeq and is a predicted model, not a curated record. NCBI's taxonomy places the organism in Eukaryota, Viridiplantae, Streptophyta, Magnoliopsida, Asterales, Asteraceae.